Molecule: messenger RNA, 2385 nt
Organism: Talaromyces atroroseus
Lineage: Eukaryota; Fungi; Ascomycota; Eurotiomycetes; Eurotiales; Trichocomaceae
Product: putative aconitate hydratase, mitochondrial
Exons: 2
Coding region: 1-2385 (794 amino acids)
Biological process (GO): tricarboxylic acid cycle
Cellular component (GO): mitochondrion; cytosol
Molecular function (GO): 4 iron, 4 sulfur cluster binding; aconitate hydratase activity
Source: RefSeq, a predicted model, not a curated record
AUGGUGAGGCAGCUGGUUUGGCAGCGCGCAGCGGCCACUCGCAGGUUAUCGUCAUGUGCUGCUGCAUCACGCCGUAGCCUCGCUACAGCUGCGUCCAGCUCUCGCAUACCCCCAUACCCCAAGAUCCUUCGAAACCUCGAAGAAGUGCGACGCAUCUUAGGCUCGCAGCGCGCGCUCACACUAGCCGAAAAGAUCCUGUACUCUCAUCUGGACAAUGUGGAGGAGUCGCUGCUUUCCAACACCAACAACGGCCGGGAUAUUCGUGGACAGGCGAAUUUGAAACUCAAGCCGGACCGCGUUGCUAUGCAAGAUGCCUCGGCGCAAAUGGCCUUGUUGCAGUUCAUGUCGUGCGGUCUGCCAUCUACUGCGGUCCCAGCCAGCAUCCACUGCGACCAUAUGAUUGUUGGAGAACGAGGCGCGGACACUGACUUGCCCGCUUCAAUUCAGGGUAACAAAGAGGUUUUCGACUUUCUCGAGUCGGCCGCUAAGCGAUAUGGAAUCGAGUUUUGGCCGCCCGGCGCUGGAAUUAUUCAUCAAACUGUGCUGGAGAAUUACUCGGCUCCCGGCCUGAUGAUGCUCGGUACUGACAGUCAUACCCCGAAUGCCGGAGGAUUGGGUGCGAUUGCCAUUGGAGUUGGUGGCGCCGAUGCCGUUGAUGCGCUGGUUGAUGCGCCAUGGGAAUUAAAGGCUCCAAAGGUUCUUGGAGUACGUUUGGAGGGUCGUCUUAGUGGAUGGACUUCUCCAAAGGAUAUCAUUCUACAUCUUGCCGGCAAACUUACCGUGCGCGGCGGUACAGGCUUCGUGAUUGAGUAUCAUGGACCUGGUGUUGACACGCUCAGCUGUACUGGAAUGGCAACAAUCUGUAAUAUGGGUGCUGAAGUUGGUGCUACGACCUCGCUCUUCCCAUUCUCCCCGAACCAUGUCCCCUAUCUUGAGGCCACCAACCGUGCUGCUGUCGCUGCUGCUGCAGCAGAAAUCGCUGCAUCUGGGUCUCAGAGUCUGCUCAGGGCCGACAGCAAGGCCGAGUAUGACCAGCUAGUUAUUAUUGACUUGUCCACACUUGAGCCCCAUAUUAACGGGCCCUUUACGCCGGACCUCUCGGUCCCUCUCUCUAAAUUCGCGGAAACCGUGAAAGAGAACAAGUGGCCGGAAACAUUCGGCGCUGGACUCAUUGGUAGCUGCACAAACAGCUCAUAUGAAGAUAUGACCCGGGCAGAGGACCUGGUUAAGCAGGCAUCUGCAGCCGGGCUGAAACCCAAAGCCGAUUUCUUCGUUACUCCCGGUAGCGAGCAGAUUCGCGCCACACUUGACAGGGACCAGACUCUAGCGACCUUCUCUGCUGCUGGCGGCACCGUCCUAGCUAAUGCAUGUGGACCUUGUAUCGGUCAAUGGAAGCGUACAGACGGAGUCCAGAAGGGCGAAGACAAUGCCAUUCUGACCUCGUAUAACCGCAACUUCCCAGGCCGUAACGAUGGCAACCGACGAACCAUGAACUUCCUAGCUUCUCCAGAUAUUGUGACAGCCAUGAGCUAUUCAGGCAGCACGACGUUCAACCCCAUAACCGACUCUAUCCCUACGCCUGACGGUGGCUCGUUCCGCUUCCAACCCCCCGUUGGUCACAGCCUGCCCAGUGCCGGUUUUGAGGAAGGCAACCCGGAUUUUCUCCCGAGUGCGGCAGUGCCGGAUCCCUCCGUCGAGGUUGUUGUGUCACCCACUUCGGAUCGGUUGGCUAUUCUAGAGCCCUUUGCGCCAUUCCCUUCUCAAGAUCUUGCCAGUCUGAAGGUCCUUUAUAAAGUCAAGGGUCAAUGCACUACAGAUACCAUUUCAGCGGCUGGACCAUGGCUCAAAUACAAAGGCCAUCUCCCUAACAUCUCCGCCAACACCCUCAUUGGCGCCGUAAACGCUGAAACUGGCGAGACCAACGUCGCCUACGACGAGGCGGGCAAGCAACACGCCAUUCCAGAGCUAGCCGAGCAGUGGAAGUCCCAGGGACAUGAGUGGUUAGUGGUCGCUGAAGACAACUACGGAGAAGGAAGUGCCCGAGAGCACGCUGCUCUACAACCUCGCUACCUGGGAGGACGCAUCAUCGUGGCAAAGAGUUUUGCUCGUAUCCACGAGACGAACCUGAAGAAGCAAGGAGUUGUCCCGCUCACGUUCGCGGACCGCGCGGACUACGAUCGCAUUAGUGCCUGUGACCAAGUCGAUACGAUAGGAUUGUAUGAUUUGCUGACUUCCGGUGGCAGCGGCGAGGUAAGCCUCAAGGUUACCAAGCAUAAGACUGGGGAGACUUUCACCAUCCCAGUAAAGCAUACACUCAGCAAGGACCAGUGUGCAUUCAUUCUGGCUGGCAGCGCGCUGAACUUGUUAGCCAAGAGGGGCCAAUGA